AUGUCUUUCCCCAACACACACGGCAGCCCCUCAUAUCCUACCUCGCGCUCCCCUUCGGAAAAGUACUGGCAGGCCAGUCGCAGCCCCGGGACCAACGGUCUAGGGGGUUACGGGUUCUCUCAACCGACUGGGGUUACGAACAACUUGAAUAAUUUCUUUUCCGGCGACCGCAGUCUACCCAUGUACAAGGACAAACCAUACUUUGCGCCGCGGCGUACAGGUCCAAGAUUUAGACGGAGGAGGGUUUUCCAAGGCAUACUUCUUGCACUUGGUCUGUUCAGUCUGUGGUAUCUCGUCACUGGGCCCAGUGAUACCUACCGGUCUCCUUGGACGCCUGAUACAGUCAAAGGGGAGGAGCUAUGGAGGUGGGUGCAGAGCCUGGACUCGGAACAGCCUUAUGACGGCACUCCGUUGAGGAAUGUCGAUUGGGACGCGCGACGGGAGAAGGUCCGAAAUGCCUUCAUUGUCAGCUGGGAUGGCUAUGAACAGUAUGCCUGGGGCUUCGAUGAGUAUAAUCCGGUCACUAAGAAAGGCAAGAACAUGGUUAAGGGUGGAAUGGGGUGGCAAAUUGUGGAUGCGCUGGACACUUUGAUGAUCAUGAACUUGACGUCCCGUGUACAGCAUGCGCGAACAUGGAUACACAACUCGCUGCAAUAUGACCAGGACCAUGACGUGAACACCUUUGAAACGACGAUACGCAUGCUCGGUGGCCUUCUUUCCGCCCACUAUCUCUCGACAGAGUAUCCGAACCUGGCCCCCAUUUUUGACGACGACGUCGGGUCCCCGGGUGAGGAUCUAUAUAUUGAAAAGGCUACCGAUCUCGCGGAGAGACUUCUGGGUGCUUUCGAUUCGGAAACUGGUAUCCCUUAUGCCAGUGUUAACCUCAAUACCUCUACUGGUAUUCCGUCGCAUUCAGACCGCGGCGCUUCGUCUACGGCCGAAGCCACUUCAGUGCAACUGGAGUUCAAGUACCUGGCCAAGCUGACAGGAGAGGCUGAGUACUGGCGCAUUGUGGAGAAGGUAAUGCAAGUGGUUGAAGCCAAUCAAGCCCCAGACGGCCUUCUCCCUAUCUAUAUUUACCCAGAUACGGGCACCUUUAGGGGAGCUAACAUCCGCCUUGGUAGUAGAGGCGACUCCUAUUAUGAGUAUCUUCUUAAGCAAUACCUUCAAACGUCAGAGGAGAUCUACAAAGACAUGUGGGACGAGGCCCUCAUAGGAAUCCGCAAACACCUCAUCACGUAUUCAAAGAACGCCAAAUUGACGAUUCUGGGCGAGCGACAGGCUGGACUUGAUGGUCCUCUGGUCCCCAAAAUGGAUCAUCUCGCCUGCUUCCUCCCAGGAACAAUCGCUCUUGGGGCCACAGAAGGCAUCUCCCUCUCCGAAGCCAAAAAGUCUCCCAACUGGACCCGCCGCAAGGACGAGGAAAUUCUUCUCGCCAAAGAGCUCAUGAAAACCUGCUGGGCGACAUACCUGGCGACUCGCACCGGACUUGCCCCAGAAAUCACCUACUUCGAUAUCGACACCCCGUACAUCUCAGAGCUAGAGCGUUACCCCGACUCCACGCUAGCUGUGGGCAACUCAAACAAGAAGCCCGCGGACAAGGACCUCCCGCUCAAAUCUCAAGCGCUGUACCCUCUCGCAGACUCAAAAUCAGACCCCGAUUCCUGGCGCGGUGACAUCAUUAUCCGCACCCAGGACAGACACAACCUCCAGCGUCCGGAAACCAUUGAGUCGCUCCUUUACAUGUACCGCAUCACAGGCGACGAAACAUACCGCCACUGGGGAUGGGAGAUGUUCAAGUCCUUUAUAAAGCACACCGCAAUCAUCGAGAAGUCGUCUCACUACGAGACCGAGUCCGGCGACGCAACGACAUACCGCAUCGUCAGCUUUACCUCGUUGUCGAACGUGAACACCGUCCCGCCGACUCAUCGCGAUAACAUGGAGAGCUUCUGGAUGUCCGAAACGCUGAAGUACUUUUACCUGCUCUUUUCGGACCGUGAUUUCAUCUCACUCGAGGACAAUGUGUUCAACACCGAGGCGCAUCCGAUCCCGAAGUUUAAGCCUACUGGGGAGUUGACUACGGGUUGGACGAGGAGUGAGAGGGUACCUGGAUCUGUACCUGUGUGA
This is a messenger RNA of Aspergillus mulundensis, 2127 nucleotides long. Its product is annotated as glycoside hydrolase family 47 protein. Gene Ontology annotation, biological process: carbohydrate metabolic process; N-glycan processing. The coding region runs from base 1 to 2127 and encodes 708 amino acids. NCBI's taxonomy places the organism in Eukaryota, Fungi, Ascomycota, Eurotiomycetes, Eurotiales, Aspergillaceae. The transcript has 3 exons. The record is from RefSeq and is a predicted model, not a curated record. Gene Ontology annotation, cellular component: membrane; endoplasmic reticulum. Gene Ontology annotation, molecular function: calcium ion binding; mannosyl-oligosaccharide 1,2-alpha-mannosidase activity.